CUUAAGUCCCGCCUUCUCAUGUUAGCCUUAGCAGUAAGAUGAGUAACCCGCAGGCAGGACUGCAAAAUCAUGGCAACAUUUAUGGAACGAUUAGCCUUUCUUCAGAAAGUUCCCACCCUGAUGAAGGCUACAGCAGAUGAUGAAAACCCCUGUCCUGGGUACCUUUUCCAGGAAAUUGGAAAAAUCUCCCAUGAGUCAUUGGGUUGUGGCCAGUGUUUAUUAGAAUACCUUCUAGAGAGGCUGCAAGUGGAGUCCUGUCAUGUUAAACUUAAGGUGCUGAAGAUCUUCGUCCAUCUUUGUGGUCAUGGAUCAAAUCACUUCCUCACUGAACUCAGAAGGAACUCCACCUUCAUCCAGCAAGCAUCAGUUUACAGUGGCCCCCCUGAUCCCAUUCAUGGCACAGCGUUGUACCAGAAAGUGAGGAAUACAGCCCAAGAAGUGGCUCGAUUACUUUUCACAGAUGCAAUUUCCACCAAAAGCAGCAUCCAUCCACACAGCAUAGCCCCAGCAACAAUGGGUAUGGGAUCAGCAACUUCCCACCGGUCAGGAUUGCAGGGUUUUGGAUAUAAUCCAGGGAAACAUGGGACAGCAGCCAGCGACUCACUGCUGGAUAAGAUCCAGAAAGCUGCUGAAGUAGUGGCCAGUGCUGUCCUUCCCCCAACUGAGCACCAGGGCAUUCGUCUCCAUGACAACCAUUAUCGUGCAGUAGUGGCGCCAUCCACACCCAUAGAGGUGGCUGUGCCAGCGUGUGCCUAUAACCUACCAGCUAGCAGACCAAAAGUGACCCGACGGUGCCCAGGGCAAGUAGGAGGAGGCUGGGAAGAGACUGACAGCGGCAACAGCUCCUCUCACAACUCUUCUCAGGAAAUUGCCACCAACAGCAGGAUGUCUGUGGACAGCAAGUCAGGUGGUACAGGGAGCCAGUCGGGAGCCAGCAGAGAGAGCAGCGGGGACCUAUCAGAACGGGUAGAAGCCUUGCAGUUGGGGGACUGUGGCCAGGAGAUGGCACUUAUCAACAGACUGACAGAAGGUUCAAAAGUGUUUCUGAGUAGAGAGGAGAGUCAACACUUCAUCAAAGAGUGCUUCAUUCUUAACUGUGAGGUUGUGGUGGAGUUACUUUCAAGCAAGCUACAAGAUCCCUCAUACACUGUUAAGAUGCGGGCUCUGUGUGCUAUUGCGUGCCUCAUGACCUCUGACUUGCUCUCUCUGGAGCAAAUGUUUGGAGUUACUCAGCGAAGACUUUGCCAGCUGAGCGAAGGGCCUUCAGGACCUGUCGCAAACAAAGCUACCAAGAUCCUACGACAGUUUGAGGCUCUGAUGGGCGGAUCUCUACAUGCUGCUAAGCAGGAUCCACUUAACAGCAGCCAUGAGACAACAGCAAAUCAGCUACACACGUCUAGAUACUGUGAUGGUUUGCUACCAAAAUAUUUAGCUAAAAGUAAUGACCUCAAAUUAAGUCAGCCUGACCUCACAUCUGCCGAUGUCCCCCACACACCAAAUUGCUCAUCAACCCCUUCAAGUCUGGACCUGACACAAAAAUGCUCAACAGAGAAGCUUAUGAACCAUAGUGAGGAGGAGAAACUCACCCCGAUUCUGCAAGAGUCGGUAAGGAGUUCUGAAAUAAAACCAUCUGAUGAAGGCCCAGAGCUUAUCAGAGACAGGAGCACACCUUCACCUGAACCCCAGAGUAUGCUGGUCCAUUCAAACAAACUGUCUCUAUUCAGUGGUAUGGAGCUGGUGACCAGAGGGAUGUCUCUUUGUGAAAAGGAAACGUCCCAUGUGGAGUUGGAUAAAACAGACAGCAGCAAAAGUGAGACAGAAACAGUGAAUUACUCUGACUGUCCAGUGAACUCAUCUAGGAUUGGCAUUAAACCUGGUGAGGACUCUCCAUCUGGGUGCAGUCCUAUUGACUCUCAUAGAAGCCAAUCAGUAUCAGCGUUCUCCUUUCUUAACUUUUGAUUCUUGAUCACUUUUUUCUUAACUGGAACUAUGAUACUUCUAACAAUGAUGUCAUCAUGUACAUCCUUCCUAAAGAAUAUUUGAUUUUUUCAAACCAAAAUCUGACUCGUUUGAUUGGUUUGGUUGAGUCUGUAGAUUGCUUUUUUUUUAUUUAUUUAGGUUUCUAUUUUUUCUAUUUGUGUGCCUCUUCAGAAGUUAUUAAGCAGAAAACUGGGUCAAAAGCCAGAGACUUAGGACUCUUAAGUGUAGUCAUUUAAACUACAUCUGAGUGCAAUCAGCUGUCAACUGCAGUGUGGUUGUUUAUAAUCAGAGUAUAUCGAGCUGCCUUACAAAGUCUGAGAGCAGUAAGUACGGAAACGGUGAAACUGAGAAAAAGAAAAAAACUGUUAGUUUUGUUAUGCAACAUUUUCAACAGAAACGGAGCAGCAAAUAAGUAUUUGGGUGUUUGAAGAUACUGUAGACUGGUCUUAUGUGUUCUUACCUCAGAAGACAGACAUUCCUAGUUUGUGUUGUAGUCCCAGGUUUAUUUUCUGUUGGGGGGACAGUCUGGUACUUUUUACCCCCUUAAUGUACAGGUCUAUGAGCUGCUUUAAGGGCUGUUAGUUAUGUUUCCUUUUUAUUUUUAUCUGAGAUGAGAUUCUGCAGCUUUAGUGUGACACAGUGUUCUUCUAAGGUUGCAUGCUGCAGAUAAAAGGCAGAUUAUUAAUAAUGGCUUUUUAAAUCUCGUCAAAGAUGUAUAAUACUCUUAUAAACUAAAGAGGGCUAAGAAACAAUGAUUUACAAACAGAAUAACUUUUUUCAUGGAGGUUCAAAGUCACAGGAAUUUCAGAACUAGUCAGAAGUAGCUUCUGCCUUUAAGCGAGGCCCUUUUCCUUUCUCACAGAUAAUGCAAACCCAUGAAGUGAGAGAUAAGAGCAAAAGAAAAAUGGAAAUUUGUUGCUGUGUCUUGGCUUUGUGGGGCAGUACUGAUGGUUUCUUUAUCUCAGGUUUCCUUUUUUUCAACUUGCACCUUUGCAACACAUCCUGAACCUUUGAGGGUGAAUCUCUCCAUUUGUAAUUUGCACUACAGUUCCUGGAUGAACUUAAACAUACAAGUCAGUCGUCUUCCAUGUUUUGGUACUAAGUUAUUAUGUUGGUGUGAUUUUUAUGUUAGUUUACAAAUUAUUUAUGUGUGACGUUAACUGAUGUACUCGUGAGAGAUUAUAGAGUGCAUGAUUCAGAACUGUGGCAGAUUAAAGGAGAAAUUAUUUAUGGAAAUAUUCUGUGUGGAUAAUUAAUGGCUGGAAUCAUUUGAUAAAACGUCUGCAACGUCAUCAAAGUAUAUUGCUCACUCUUCCAGCAGUUUUUAGUUACUUACCAGACUGCAGUGUUUACUACUAUAAAAGGGUAGUAUAACUACAUGCUAAAACAUUAAUACUGUAACACCACUGCUGUACUUCAUUUCAGAAAACAUGAGCCUAUGAUGAUGAAUCUGCUCAAGUACAAUAAAACACGCUGUAUUUUUGUUACAGCACUCACUG
Melanotaenia boesemani (Boeseman's rainbowfish) is the source of this 3479-nucleotide messenger RNA. It is a transcript of the gene tepsin, whose product is annotated as TEPSIN adaptor related protein complex 4 accessory protein. The coding region runs from base 70 to 1959 and encodes 629 amino acids. The transcript has 13 exons. The record is from RefSeq and is a predicted model, not a curated record. Gene Ontology annotation, cellular component: trans-Golgi network membrane. NCBI's taxonomy places the organism in Eukaryota, Metazoa, Chordata, Actinopteri, Atheriniformes, Melanotaeniidae.